Molecule: messenger RNA, 1509 nt
Organism: Aspergillus uvarum CBS 121591
Lineage: Eukaryota; Fungi; Ascomycota; Eurotiomycetes; Eurotiales; Aspergillaceae
Product: FAD-binding oxidoreductase
Exons: 4
Coding region: 1-1509 (502 amino acids)
Molecular function (GO): FAD binding
Source: RefSeq, a predicted model, not a curated record
AUGAACAUCCUAAUUAUCGGAGCUAUUUUACUCAGCACCCUACUCAGAUCCUGUCUUGCACAAUCUGCUCGCAACCCCGAUCUCUGUUGUGCAGCUCUCAACACCAGCACAAUCGGUAGCAGAGUAGCCUUCCCCGGUAGUGUUGCAUACGAACAGUCCCUCUCUUCCUACUACUCCCUCAACGCCCGGCUACACCCCACCUGCAUUGUUCAACCUCUUUCAGCACAGGAUGUUUCCGUCGCUGUUCGAAGACUGACUACGUCGACUGCGGCACCGUGUUUGUUCGCCGUUCGCAGUGGCGGCCACACGCCAACCGCUGGCGCGGCCAACAUCGAGCCCGGAGUUACUAUUGAUCUCUCGCUCAUGAAUCGUACUACAUAUGACCCAAGUACAGGCACUGCUUCAAUCCAAACUGGAGCUCACUGGGGUUCAGUGUACAACACUUUGCUGAAAAGUAACGUUACAGUUGCGGGUGGCCGUGUAGCGCCGAUCGGAGUCGGGGGCUUCCUGACCGGCGGGGGGCUUUCGUUCUACGAUGCGCGUGUUGGUCUCAGCUGCGACAAUGUUCAAAGCUUUGAGGUGGUCAUGGCGAACAGCGAGAUUGUCUAUGCCAAUCGAAACUCACAUCCCGACCUUUUCAAGGCUUUGAAGGGGGGCUCCAAUAACUUUGGUAUUGUGACCACGUUUGACAUGGAAACCUUGCCUGCAGAAGAUCUGUGGGGUGGCCUUCUUGUGUACAAUGUCUCCAACACUCCGGAGUAUAUCUCUGCAGCGACAGAUUUCACCGAUAGAAUUCCCACCGACCCUCAUGGUGCGUGGUAUGGCAUUUUCAACUACAACGGCGCAAUGGAUCGGACUGAUAUUGUCGCUAUGUUGGCUUAUACAAGACCCGUGAUGCGGCCUGCGGUAUUUCAGAAAUUCUACCAGAUUCCUAAUAUCACGGAUACAACCCGGAUAUCUACGAUUGUGGACCAGACCAGAUAUGCUUAUAUACCUUACCGCAUCGACGGUCAAACUAGCACCUAUCUUAACAGAGCCGACAUAAUUCAUCAAGCCGUCCAAGUCUUCUUCAAGCAAAUCCACAGAACAAGAUCUCGAGCCCGAAGCAAGGACUUUGACAUUGUCUUAGUGGUGCAAGCCUGGGUUCCUCUUUUCUGGAAGGACAGCGAGGCGCGAGGAGGGAACGCGCUUGGAUUGGAACGAUUCAAUAAAAAUAUGCUCAAUAUCAUCAUCAGUUACGCAUGGAGCGACAAGGCUGAUGACAGCCUCUUUCAUGACCUCGCUGGAUCUGAGCGGGCAGAGCUAGACGCAUACGCUCGUUUGACAGGUGCAUAUAACGAGUACAUCUAUCUGAACUAUGCCGGACGCACCCAGGACCCUCUUCGUGGGUAUGGACCGGACAAUGUGAGAUUUAUGCAAGCGGUCGCCAGGAAGUAUGACCCCGAGGGAGUGUUUCAGCAUCAGGUCCCGGGCGGAUUCAAGCUCUCCCGAACUCACGGGCUUGAUUGA